Messenger RNA from Juglans microcarpa x Juglans regia, 1690 nucleotides. RefSeq names its product cyclin-L1-1. Gene Ontology annotation, cellular component: nucleus. The record is from RefSeq and is a predicted model, not a curated record. The transcript is spliced from 9 exons. Gene Ontology annotation, biological process: regulation of transcription by RNA polymerase II. Lineage: Eukaryota; Viridiplantae; Streptophyta; Magnoliopsida; Fagales; Juglandaceae. Gene Ontology annotation, molecular function: cyclin-dependent protein serine/threonine kinase regulator activity. The coding region runs from base 256 to 1590 and encodes 444 amino acids.
UCGCAAGAAGCAAAUAGAACGCAGCCAAAAUUCGUCGCAACAGGCGGUCUAUCUCGACUCUCUCUCAUUCUCCUCCCUCUCUUAACUUGACGUCCACGCGACACCUUUUGGAUCGCCCACUACCCACCACCAUCACCCUCCCCAGCUCCGCAAUUACGGAGAGCUCGCUUUCGGAGCCAGGAACUAGUCUCUUUCGGUUCGCCAAGUCGUAAAAAACUUAAGGUUAUUGAAGGUAGUUGAGCUCUUUGCGUAAGGAUGAUUUACACAGCAAUGGACAAUUUCUACUUAACCGAUGAGCAGCUAAAGGACUUGCCUUCUAGGAAAGACGGUAUAGAUGAAGCGACAGAAACUACUCUGCGAAUCUAUGGUUGUGAUCUCGUCCAAGAAAGUGGCAUCUUGCUUAAACUGCCUCAAGCUGUAAUGGCCACUGGCCAGGUUCUAUUCCAUCGUUUCUAUUGCAAGAAAUCAUUCGCCCGCUUCAAUGUGAAGAAAGUUGCUGCAAGCUGUGUGUGGCUUGCGUCAAAGUUGGAGGAAAGCCCAAGGAAAGCAAGACAAGUGCUCAUUGUUUUCCAUAGAAUGGAAUGUAGGAGGGAGAACUUACCCAUAGAGCAUUUGGAGGUUGGAUCGCAGAAAUAUCAUGUCCUCAAGACUGAUCUGAGCCGAACAGAAAGGCAUAUAUUGAAAGAGAUGGGAUUCAUUUGUCAUGUUGAACAUCCUCAUAAAUUCAUAUCCAACUACCUUGCCACCCUUGAAACACCUCCAGAACUGAGGCAAGAAGCUUGGAAUCUAGCAAAUGAUAGUUUGCGUUCAACUUUGUGUGUUCGGUUUAAGAGCGAGGUUGUGGCUUGCGGGGUUAUCUAUGCUGCUGCUCGUCGCUUCCAUGUACCCCUUCCUGAGAAUCCUCCAUGGUGGAAGGCAUUUGAUGCAGACAAGUCUGGGAUUGAUGAAGUUUGUAAGGUUUUGGCUCACCUUUACAGCCUUCCUAAGGCACAGUACAUUCCAGUCUGCAAGGAUGGAGACUCGUUCACAUUUUCUAACAAGUCAAAAGAUUCCCAGUCUCAGCCCAUUCCUAAGGAAGUUCUGCAGACUAGCCCUACAGCUAAUACCAAGCCAGCUUCAGCAGCAGUUAACCUUGAAUCUGGUGGAUCCAAGGAUGUACUGGUAAGAGCAGCCAUUGACAAGCUGAAGGAGUCUAAGAAAAGUGAGGAUGAGCCAAAGAAUAUGCCUGUUGAGGGAGAUGCAAGAGAAGAGCCAAUGCUAAAAUCCAAUCCUGAGCACAGAGCAGAGGCAAGUAGGGAACGGAACAAGGAGAGGGACAGGGACAGGGAGAGAGAGAGGGAGAGGGAGGACAGAAUAAAGGUCCGUGAUCGUGAUAGGGGCAGAGAUUCUGACCGGGAACGUGACCGAGAGGAAAGUGACAGGGACAAAGAUAAAGUCAAGGACCGCAGUCAUCGAUCCAAGGAUAGAGGAAAGGACGCAGGGGGGCAUUCGGGGAAGUCGAGACAUCACUCAUCACGAGAUCGUGACUACCACAGUUCCUCUUAUUCUUCAAGGGAGAAGGAUCGCCAUAGACAUCAUUCAUAUGCUUAAAACCCAUACUUUUAUGUAUAGCUAUCACGUUUGGUCUGUAUGAAGGAAAGACUUAACAGUGGGGAUAAAGAGAAUGAAAAACUGCUUUAUUCAAACAAUA